Vidua chalybeata is the source of this 1671-nucleotide messenger RNA. Its product is annotated as cilia- and flagella-associated protein 251-like. The annotation marks the transcript as partial. Lineage: Eukaryota; Metazoa; Chordata; Aves; Passeriformes; Viduidae. The transcript is spliced from 3 exons. The record is from RefSeq and is a predicted model, not a curated record.
CGGGCGGGCUACAGCCGGCGCGGGGCCGACGGCUCGUGCCGCGCCGACGGCUCGGUCACGCUGGUGUGGGGCGGCCCGCUGACCGUGCUGGUGGACACGGGGGGCCCGUGGCUCCGGCCGCGCCUGCCGGGGCUACUGGCGGCGCAGGGCGUGAGCCCCGAGGCCGUCACGCACGUGGUGGUCACCCACGGGCACUCGGACCACGCGGGCAACCUGAACCUGUUCCCGCGAGCCACGCUGCUGGUGGGCUUCGACCUGAGCCGCGGCGAGGGGCUCUACUUGCCCAACGGGCUAGCCCGGGGCGAGCCCCUGGAGCUGCACCCCGGGCACCUGCGGGUGACCCCCACGCCGGGCCACACGCGGGCCCACGUCAGCCUGGUGGCGCUGGGCACGGCGCUGGGCACGGUGGCGGUGGCCGGGGACGCGUUCGAGCGGCGCGAGGACGAGGAGGAGUGGGGGGCGCUGAGCGAGGACCCCGCGGAGCAGCGGCGCAGCCGGGGCGCGCUGCUGGCCGCCGCCGACGUCGUGGUGCCCGGGCACGGCCCGCCCUUCCGCGUGCUGCGGGAGCGCCGGCGGCGCGAGGAGGAGGAGGAGGAGGAGGAGGAAGAGGAGGAGGAGGAGGAGGAUGAAGAGGAGGAGAAAAAGGAGGAGGAAGAGGAGGAGGAGGAGGAGGAAGAAGAGGAGGAGGAAGAGGAGGAGGAUGAAGGUGUCACCUUUGGACAUGAAGAUAUGGAGGAGGAGGAAGAGAAAGAGAAGGAGAUAAAGGAGGAGGAAGAGGAGGAGGAUGAAGAUGUCACCUUUGGAUGUGGGGAUGAGGACGAGGAAGAGAAAAAGGAGGAAGAGGAGGAAGAGAAGGAGGAGGAAGGUGUCACCUUUGGACAUGAAGAUAUGGAGGAGGAGGAAGAGAAAGAGAAGGAGAUAAAGGAGGAGGAAGAGGAGGAGGAUGAAGAUGUCACCUUUGGACGUGGGGAUGAGGACGAGGAAGAGAAAGAGAAGGAGAAAAAGGAGGAAGAGGAGGAGGAUGAAGGUGUCACCUCUGGAUGUGGAGAUAAGGAGGAAGAGAAAGAGAAAAAGAAGGAGGAAGAGGAAGAGAAGCAGGAGGAAGGUGUCACCUUUGGACGUGGGGACAACGAGGAGGAAGAGGAGGAGGAGGAAGGUGUCACCUCUGGAUGCGGAGAUAAGGAGGAGGAGGAAGAGAGAGAGAAGGAGAAAAAGGAGGAGGAGGAAGAGGAAAAGGAGAAAAAGGAGGAGGAGGAUGAAGGUGACACCUCUGGACGUGAGGACCACGAGGAGGAGGAGGAGGAGGAGAAGAAGAAGGAGGAGGAGGAGAAGAGGAAGAAGGAGAUGGAGGAUGAAGGUGACACCUCUGGACAUGGGGACAAUGAGGGGGAGGAGGAGGAUGAAGGUGUCACCCCUGGACGGGGACAGCGCCCAGGAGGAAGAGGAGGAAGAUGAAGAUGUCACCCCCUGGGCACAGGGACAAGGCUGGAGGAGGCGCCUCGUCCAAUCACGUCUCUCAGCGGCCGGGACCGGAACCAAUCAGAGCUCGGGAAAUAAAAUCGCUCCGGAGCGGGCAAGGAGCGAGCUCCCAGUUCAUCCCAGUUCAUCCCAGUUCAUCCCAGUUCAUCCCAGCCAGCUGUGCACCGUGCUCUUCGUGCUCGCCCUCCGCUC